CACACACACAAAAGUGAAGACCAACUCCUUCCCUGUAAUCUGCUCUCCCUCCGCCUCCCCACCGCCACCACCUGCACCGCCCCCUCUGCCGUGUUCCACAUCUGAGUAUAUCUCAAAAACCAGAACAAGCAAUGGGAAAGGGCGGGUCUUUGAGUGACGGCGUCGUCAAGAAGAUCCUUCUCUCCUACUCCUAUGUAGCGAUCUGGAUCUUCCUCAGCUUCACCGUUAUCGUCUACAACAAAUACAUCCUCGACAGGAAGAUGUACAAUUGGCCUUUCCCAAUCUCUCUAACAAUGAUCCACAUGUCCUUUUGUGCCACCCUAGCUUUCCUCCUCAUCAAAGUCUUCAAAGUUGUCGAGCCCGUCUCCAUGUCUCGAGAAGUUUUCCUCUCUUCCGUCGUCCCCAUCGGUGCACUUUACUCUCUCAGCCUCUGGCUCUCUAACUCCGCUUACAUUUACUUGUCUGUUUCCUUUAUCCAGAUGCUCAAAGCUCUUAUGCCCGUCGCCGUUUAUUCCAUUGGGGUUCUUUUUAAGAAAGAGGGGUUUAAGACUGAUACGAUGGUCAACAUGUUGUCCAUCUCUUUUGGGGUCGCCAUUGCAGCUUACGGCGAAGCUAGAUUCGAUACCUGGGGAGUCAUCUUGCAGCUUGGAGCCGUUGCUUUUGAGGCUACCAGGUUGGUUAUGAUCCAAAUCUUGCUUACAUCUAAAGGGAUCACCUUGAAUCCGAUUACUUCUCUGUACUAUGUUGCGCCAUGCUGUUUCGUUUUCUUGUUGGUGCCAUGGAUUUUUGUUGAGCUCCCAGUUUUGAGGGAAACUUCGAGUUUCCAUUUCGAUUUCUUCAUUUUUGGGACCAAUUCCGUAUGCGCUUUUGCUCUGAAUCUAGCCGUGUUCUUACUUGUUGGAAAGACUUCUGCUUUGACCAUGAAUGUAGCUGGUGUUGUCAAGGACUGGUUGUUGAUUGCAUUCUCUUGGUCUGUCAUUAAGGAUACUGUAACACCCAUUAACUUGUUUGGCUAUGGGCUAGCUUUUUUGGGUGUUGCUUACUACAAUCAUUCCAAGUUACAGGCUUUAAAGGCGAAAGAAGCUCAGAAGAAGACCGCACAGGCCGAUGAGGAAGCUGGGAAGUUGUUGGAAGAAAGGGAAGGCGAAGGAAAUGGCAAGAAGAGUGAAUCUCAGGGUUAGAUCAUGUCGGUGGUUGGUUUUAGGAUAUGAAAUAUGGGAGAAGAGGUUGCAAAUAAGGGCUAAAGGGUUUGUAUUUAAGGGCACAAGGAUCAGAUUUCUUUUGCUCCUUCGGCUGCAUUCGGGUUUUGGUAUGUUGUGUUUUUAGGUUUACGUUCCAUAUGCUAUUAAUUAUGGCCAUUUCUUAGUAUACCAGGGAAUCAUGAUUCUCAUAUGUUGCUUAUUUCAGAGAUUAAUCUAUGUUACUAGAGGAAGAAGGAUCUAAUGCCCUGUACUCUGUUGUUCUUUAUUUAAUUUUUCUGUCUUCUUU
This is a messenger RNA of Hibiscus syriacus, 1488 nucleotides long. Its product is annotated as probable sugar phosphate/phosphate translocator At5g25400. Lineage: Eukaryota; Viridiplantae; Streptophyta; Magnoliopsida; Malvales; Malvaceae. The record is from RefSeq and is a predicted model, not a curated record. Gene Ontology annotation, cellular component: Golgi apparatus; endosome; trans-Golgi network. Gene Ontology annotation, molecular function: antiporter activity. The coding region runs from base 132 to 1181 and encodes 349 amino acids. The transcript is spliced from 2 exons.